Messenger RNA from Paramecium tetraurelia, 1131 nucleotides. RefSeq lists its product as uncharacterized. The annotation marks the transcript as partial. The record is from RefSeq and is a predicted model, not a curated record. The transcript has a single exon. Lineage: Eukaryota; Ciliophora; Oligohymenophorea; Peniculida; Parameciidae.
AUUAUAUAGGAAGUGGGAAAUAAUUGGAGAUUAUAUGAAGGGAAAAUUUUGUUAGUUAAAAGAAAAAUUAAUGUAAUAUUAGAAAAAAAAAAUGAUAUAGAGGAAUUGAGAAAAGAAAUUUAAAAAAUAGAUAAUAAAUAUGAAUAGGAAUAAUAAAAUGUAAUUGAUAAUGAAUAGAAUAUAAAUAAUAUUGAGAGAAAACUGACAAAAUAAUUGAAACCAUUGAAAGAAUCAUCAAAGCAAGCUGAAAAUCAGUAAGAGCUUGAAAACUUAUAAAUCACAUAAAAAGAUUUAAGAUAAUUAAAGCAAUAGGUAGCUUAUCUACAUUAAAAAAUAUUGAAAUAAUAUGAUAGAAUUAAAAAUUUAGAAGAUGAUAAUAUUAAGUUGAAAUAACAGGAUGGAUAUCAAAUAUAACAAUCAAUGCUGCUAUUGGAAAAAAGUGAAAAUAAACAUUAAUUCAUAUAUUACAAAGCAUUGUUUUGGAAAUUAUAUUAUUACUUGUCGGCAAUGUUACAAAUCUCUACAGAAUUAUAUUAAGCAAACAGAGAUGCUAUGAUAGAAAGCUAAUCUGAAAAAGUGCUAGAUAUAGUUCAAAAGGUGUUCAAUGUAGGGUCUAAAGUGGUAGGAGUUAUCCCAAUAGGUGGAGAAGCAUCUUAACUUAUAAAUGAAGCGCUAGAUUACACAAUUGAAUAGAAAAAAGAAAAUAAAUUUAAGGUCAGACUUAAUAAAUUAACAAAUAUUUUAAAAUGGUAUAAUAUUAUUAGCCCUGUAGAAUUAGAAAACGAAGUAAAGGUAGCUGCAAUUGAACUUGCAAAAAAACAAUAAAUUGACCUAAAUGCUAGAAACUAUUAACAAUUUGAUGAAUUUGUAAAUAAAUUGAGCAAAUCCGAAAAAAUAGAUGAUAAUAAGAAUUUGCAUUGGAAAAACGGCACCAAUGAUGCUUUGGUUAUUUUAAAGUAUUUAGAUGAUUAGUCAGAAACCAUACUAGAGACAGAUGAUAAAAAGUUAAGAGAAAUAUUUUAAUAUGCUAUUGAGAAAAAUACAAAAACAUAAACUGAAGUUUUACAACAGUAAAAUGCAAAACCAAUUUCAUAAGUUGUUACUGUAUCACAUUGCUGUGUCAUUUAUUGA